This is a messenger RNA of Mesitornis unicolor (brown roatelo), 1029 nucleotides long. RefSeq names its product retinal dehydrogenase 2. The transcript has 8 exons. NCBI's taxonomy places the organism in Eukaryota, Metazoa, Chordata, Aves, Mesitornithiformes, Mesitornithidae. Bases 100 to 1029 code for a protein of 309 amino acids. Gene Ontology annotation, molecular function: aldehyde dehydrogenase (NAD+) activity. The record is from RefSeq and is a predicted model, not a curated record.
CUUUGGAGGUGGUGGGGGGGGGAGGGGGAACCAACCCAAAACACAACACAACAGGUCAGAGCCGGAGGCUCGCUGGUACUAUAAAACCCCCCCAAGACUAUGACUUCCAGUAAAAUUGAGAUGCCAGGGGAGGUGAAGGCAGAUCCUGCAGCUCUGAUGGCAUCUCUGCAUCUGCUGCCUUCUCCCACUCUCAACCUUGAAAUCAAAUACACCAAGAUUUUCAUCAAUAAUGAGUGGCAAAAUUCUGAAAGUGGGAGAAUAUUCCCAGUACAUAAUCCAGCAACAGGAGAGCAGAUCUGUGAGAUCCAGGAAGCUGACAAGGUUGAUACAGACAAAGCGGUGAGGGCAGCUCGCCUUGCUUUUUCUCUGGGCUCAGUUUGGAGGAGAAUGGAUGCAUCGGAAAGAGGCCAUCUCCUGGAUAAGCUGGCAGACUUGGUUGAGAGAGACAGGGCGAUUCUUGCUACUAUGGAAUCACUGAACAGUGGCAAACCUUUCUUGCAAGCUUUCUAUGUAGAUCUUCAGGGAGUCAUAAAAACCCUGAGGUAUUAUGCCGGUUGGGCAGACAAAAUCCAUGGAAUGACCAUUCCUGUAGAUGGAGAUUAUUUUACGUUUACAAGACACGAACCCAUUGGAGUGUGUGGACAGAUCAUCCCUUGGAACUUCCCCCUGCUGAUGUUUGCAUGGAAGAUUGCUCCAGCUCUGUGCUGUGGUAAUACAGUAGUUAUUAAACCAGCAGAACAAACACCACUCAGCGCUCUCUAUAUGGGAGCCCUCAUCAAGGAGGCUGGCUUUCCACCAGGAGUUGUUAAUAUUUUGCCAGGAUUUGGUCCAAUCGUUGGUGCAGCGAUAGCAUCUCAUGUUGGCAUUGAUAAAAUCGCUUUUACUGGAUCCACUGAGGUUGGGAAGCUGAUCCAAGAAGCAGCUGGAAGGAGUAAUUUGAAGAGAGUUACACUGGAGCUGGGUGGGAAAAGCCCAAACAUUAUUUUUGCAGAUGCUGAUUGUAAGCCAGCCCUUCCAUAUUUUUGUUGA